AUGCUUCGACCCCUGUACAGCGAUGUUGCGGGCACAACCCAAAGAAGCUGGGGCGUUUUCUGGGCAAGCGCCCUCAGAGAUGCACCGCCACUUCCCGCAGCGGUGCGGGCGGCAGUGCCCGAGGAGGGCGGCUUCGUAGUGCGACCUCUGACAAAGCCGUUGCCUCCGGAGGUCCUCUGCGUACAGAACAAGGGUCGAUGUCUCUUGGCACCACGGCGUGAGGUUCAUGCGGAACUGGGCUUUCCUGAACCCGCUUUGAUCAGCAACGAGGUGUUUGCGGAGGUCCGAUAUGGCUUAGCUCCUUCCGUGGUGCAGCGCUUGGACUUCGAAGACAUCCGAGAAGGGACGCUGCGUCUCUUCGCAAUCCCUGGCUUCGAAGGGGAUGUGCGAGUCGUGACUGUUGUGGAUGAGACGGCAGCCACGGAAGUUCUGGCACAGAUCGGGCACGCUGGCAUGCUAGGCAAUGCAGGUUUGCAGAGGAAGAGGCUUUCAGAGUUUCUCCAUGCCGCAGCGGCAUCUCCUUCGGCAGCCAAGUGGCCGACAACAGCAGAGGUAACAUCCGGUGACUUCGCCGAGAGCCUGUUGCAGAGGCCUGCACCAGAAGUGCGUGGUGCGGCGGCGGAUGAAAGUGGGCUCUUCCCUCACCAGGUUGCCACAGUGACAUGGAUGCAAGGCAUCGAGCAAAAAGGAGCCCAGUGCUUGCAGGUGGCGCCGUUGCGUUUCGCAGGUACCAGCCUGGGAUCCUCGUACGAUUUGACCCUCCCAUGUGGGGGUGUAGUGGCACACCCGCCUGGUUCAGGCAAAACGCGUAUUGUGGCGGCCCUUGCUGCCCGUGACAACGACCGGGAGGCACUUGAGGGUCGGGUCUCCGUCUCCGAGAAUCGCCCAGCGGACCUACGGAUCCUGGGGAGGUGGCUGCAGUGGCUCUGCGGAGACGCCUCACCGAAGCCGCCGCAUCCGCCGCAGGCUCCGGUGGUGCCACAGGUGGCAGAGCCGAAGCUGACCUUGAUUGUUUGUCCCGCUCAUCUGGUUCGCCAGUGGCAGCAGGAGCUGCAAGGCCAAGGCGCUGUCGAUACAGAGGUCACGGACUAUGAGUCUGUGGAGCACAUCAUGUUCGAAGCUAGCAAGUGGAAGCGGCUUGUGAUUGACGAGCCGCAGGACUGUCCUGCGUCGGAGAACUGGCAGUCUUUGCUGGCUCUUGCGGAUGGGUUUCGCGAUGACGGAGCCGCUAUCUGGCUGCUUUGCGGCACUGCUCCCUCCCAGCUGGAGUCCAUAGGGCCACUGCUGCUGGGCCGGCGGAACUGGCACGUGGCCUGGCGCCAAUCCGAGUGGACAGGCUUCCCACAGCUGGCUCAUCUCAUCCGGACGCGUUUCCUGGCGGAUCCUCCCUGGGCCUGCCUGCCACGGCCGACCCUGCAGUGGCACAACGAGCCCGUGGUGCUCCGGCCCCGGGAAAGCACCGACGCUGCAGUGGCCAACCUCGCCGGCUUCGUCCUGGACAGUGUCCUGCUCCUUUCCUUCGGGGCCGGCACAGCCUUCGCGGCAGCUCAGGAGAGAGAUCAGCUGCUGCUGCAGAUGGGAUGGUACAACUGCGUGGGCACGUCCCUGCUUCCACCCGCCGAGCAUGCAUUGGCGGACUGGGAGGGUACCGUGGCCCAGCGCAGCCAGCAGAAGCUGGAGAAGCUGGCAGAGGACAUUGCGAAGCUGGAGGCAACCGAGAACCAGCAGGGCCUGCGCUACCAGUUGGCAGGGGGGGACGCUGCCAUGGCUCCAGACCUCUCCUUUCUUGCAGUGGAGACGGUGCGCGUCCAUCUGGAAGGAAUGCAAGACGGCCCAGUGUCCGAAUCUGCGUGCGCUGCCGAGUGGAACGCCCUCCUCCCGAGCCGGAGCUACGAAGGCGCGGUGGCACGGGGAGUCGGCGAAGCGGGCUGCAUCGCCUUGUACGAUGAGCCAGCGGAUGGCGAUUUUGCGGCAGCCGCUACCUCUGCGCAGGCCGCAGGUGCCAUCGCCGUGAUCUUCGCUGCUGCAGAGUUAGAGAGACCUUUCGGCUACCCUCAUGAGAGAGCGCCACCAGGCAUCCCGGCAUGCAUGGUGAGCCGUCGCCUGGCACACGCUCUCUUCUCCACCGUGGCCGCCAACCGGCCAGUCAGGGCGAGAGUGCUGCUGCUUGCGCAGGAGAGCCCGGAGGAAGACAAAGACGUCGAGGAAGGCCUGGUCUCGGCCUUCAUCGCAGAUGAUGCUGUUGACACCGCCCUACACAGACAGCUCAAGGCUUUGCGGGGCGAGCGGGAGCGCUGCGAGCGCUCCCUCCGAUUCGCGAGACAGAUGCGGGCGCUCCUCGAGAGGAACGAGGCUCAUUGCCCCGUCUGCUUCCAGUCUGGAGCAGAGACGGAAGCUUUUGCGGUUCUCCCCGACUGUUUCCACAUUCUCUGUCGCGCCUGCCUUGAGCAGCAGGCCGGCAUGGAUCCAACUUUUGGCUGUCCUAUGUGCCGCACAUCCGUGUUUCGUUUGGACGUGGUCGUCUUUCGCGCACCUGGCAGGCCAGAGCCUCCAGUGGACGAGGAUGACGAAGACCCGACGACGGUGAAGACUUGCUGCGGUGAUGCCGAAGACUGCAGUUGUGAAGGGCAGGGGCUAGAGGUAGCUUCUGUGCAGCGCGAGGUGCUGCCAUCCAAGCUGCAACGCUUGCUGUCGCUGCUCAGGGAGCUGCUGGCUUCUGGGCCGGAGGAGCGGGUGCUUGUCUACACGCAGUGGGCCACACAUGUGGUCUAUUUGCGAGAGGUGCUGCAGCAGCAGGGUGUGCCAGCCUUGGCCCUGGUCGGUGAGCUGCGAGACACCAUGGACGUCCUGAGUCGUUUUGGCAGCCCCGACGAGCCGAGGGUGCUCCUCCUCUCUAGCCAGCGACAUUCUUCAGGCAUCAACUUGCAGAUGGCUCGGCACGUGGUGAUUGUGCAUCCUUAUUGCCAGCACGCCGACCGCCACCAGCCAGGACGGAAAACUGUGCACGUAACAUUGCAGGGAGGAGAGUUUCGCCGUUUGACCUUUGCCUUCCGAGCCAAUGCCAGGUCCACCGCUUGUUUGCGGUGGGAUCUGUGGAAGAAGAGCUUUACGCUGGAAGGUGAACCUGCCUUCGAUUUCAUGGCUUCCUUGGCUGCCCUCCGCAGUCUGCGCUUCCCCAACCUACCAAAGAAGAGCUUCACAAGAGAGGCCGAGGGGAACAUCGCUGAGCUGCAAAAUGGCAAGAUCUGCGCGGUUCGGCGCUUUACAGAGGCGCUCGUCCUUGACCUGGAUGAGACGCUGGCCCCCCUGCGCUUCAAUUUCUCGUGCCGUUGGGCAUCUGCGACAUCCAUGAAGUGUGGGCCAGUUGACUUCCGCGUGCCCAUCGAAGUGGGAGCUCUGCCGAAGGCCACGACGUUCGACUGUGGAGUCGCUCUGCGCCCGGGCGUGGAGAGCUUCAUGGAGUGGAUCAAGGAGCUUCAUGGAGUGGAUGUGAGCUUGCACAAGCGCAGGUCGUCGUACUUGCGGGUUUGCGUCGUGAUUCUCGGAGCUGCAUUCAGUACUGGCUUUUGCCGGAAAGAGCUCCGGUACCGCAAACUGGUUUUGGGAACUGGCGGAAGGGACGUGCAUUCGCAACCACCGCCGAAGGACUCCUUACCACUGCUAGGCCACCUUGACCUCACCGUACCAAAACUAGUGGAUGCGAAGGACUACUGGAUCAAUGGUCUAGGAGCCCUUGAGAACUACAAAGAAUCCUCGGGUGAGCUUUGGGCACACCUGGGACCCUCGCAGAUUCGCAUGAGCGAGGGCAGCAUUCGCAAGUGGCCUGGAGAGAUUCGAGUCUGGGUGGAGGACAUUCGAACGGACAUGCUCAACAUGUUGGGACGUACCCUGGACACGAAACUGGUCGCUGAGAUGCGAGAAGCCACCACCGGCGGCGAAUAUGCGGCGCUGCUGCAUGACCCUGGCCAUGUCAACAAGGUCCAAGCCAGCGAGGCACCUUCGGGUUGGGCGGAAGCGAUUCGGGCUAUUCCAUCUGGGCUGAGCGGCGAGGUCCGCAAAAAGAACGCUCUGGCUCUGUCCGAAGCGGUAGUUUUGCUGCCAAAGCGAGAACAGAUCCAAGGCGUCGCGCGCUUCUACGACCACUUCAUUGGCUCGGCCAUCACGAAGAAGUAUCAGGUCUACGAGGCGCAGGCGUUGAUGGACAUUUGCAUGGUGCACUUUGCGCCGGGUGCGAAGCUGCACCAGACAUUGACUUACAAGGCAGACAAGACAGCCGUGAUUCCGGGCAGCCUGGCUUCCGUUUGCAUUUACCUGAAGGACCACGUGCAGUUCCACUUGGUAUACGCCAAGUCCAAGGCUGCCGGGAUCCUGAGACCAGACGAUGCAAAGAAAAGCUGGGAAGAGGUCGAGUCUGCGCACGAGUAUACGAUUGAAGGCGUUCUCGACCCUCAGAGCCAUUCCAUGGUCAUCGCCUUGAACCACGUGAUUAGAUCCCUGGACUUGUUAUGGUGCGCACGAGUAGGACGGACACCGCUUGCAGGUCCAUGGAUCUACACGACCUCCACUCCAAAUUAUACAAAGGCCCUGAUGCGUCACGUGGAUCCCGGCGGCCGUGUCUUCGCGAUGCGUGUCCUAACCAGGGAGAAGUGCAAGCCAUGUGCGAUUCCAGGAUUCCUCCUGAAGGAAAUGUCUCAGAUCCCGUCGAAACAUGACGCGGAUGAUGCCACUGAGCAGCAGCUUCUUCAACGCCGAGUGCUAAUUGACAACAGCCCGGUGUCCUGCGUUCUGCAUCCCAACGGAUCUGUCUUGGUCCGUGAUUGGUUGGGUGAGGGCACCGAGGACGACGAGUUGCCUCGCGUGCAGCGCCUGCUGGAGGCCGUCCUUGAAGAUGACGGCGAGAGUGAGGCUGACUAUGCCGCCCGUUUGGUUCGACAUACAGCCGGGCACGGCAGCUGGAGUGCACGUUUGAAGGCACUGAGUGGCCUCCUCGAGUCGCAGGCCCCAAUGGAGGCAUCUUUGCGGCCUGCAUGA
Symbiodinium necroappetens is the source of this 5031-nucleotide messenger RNA. Lineage: Eukaryota; Dinophyceae; Suessiales; Symbiodiniaceae. The record is from the annotation of a GenBank genome assembly.